This is a messenger RNA of Budorcas taxicolor (takin), 1844 nucleotides long. It is a transcript of the gene SSBP2, whose product is annotated as single stranded DNA binding protein 2. The transcript has 17 exons. Gene Ontology annotation, biological process: positive regulation of transcription by RNA polymerase II. Bases 78 to 1187 code for a protein of 369 amino acids. Gene Ontology annotation, cellular component: nucleus. Gene Ontology annotation, molecular function: single-stranded DNA binding; protein binding. The record is from RefSeq and is a predicted model, not a curated record. NCBI's taxonomy places the organism in Eukaryota, Metazoa, Chordata, Mammalia, Artiodactyla, Bovidae.
UGGGGACGGGGCUGUUCCCGGGGAGGCUGUGAUGGGUUGACAGGUGCGUGACAGUGGGAGCUGCUCUCGGCACAAGCAUGUACGGCAAAGGCAAGAGUAACAGCAGCGCCGUCCCGUCCGACAGCCAGGCCCGGGAGAAGUUAGCACUCUACGUAUAUGAGUAUCUGCUCCAUGUAGGAGCUCAGAAAUCGGCCCAAACAUUUUUAUCAGAGAUAAGAUGGGAAAAGAACAUCACAUUGGGGGAGCCACCAGGAUUCUUACAUUCUUGGUGGUGUGUAUUUUGGGAUCUCUACUGUGCAGCUCCAGAAAGACGGGAAACAUGUGAACAUUCAAGUGAAGCAAAAGCCUUCCAUGAUUACAGUGCUGCAGCAGCUCCCAGUCCAGUGCUAGGAAACAUUCCCCCAGGAGAUGGCAUGCCAGUAGGCCCUGUACCACCAGGGUUCUUUCAGCCUUUUAUGUCACCUCGAUACCCUGGAGGUCCAAGGCCCCCGUUGAGGAUACCUAACCAGGCACUUGGAGGUGUCCCAGGAAGUCAGCCAUUACUUCCCAGUGGAAUGGACCCAACUCGACAACAAGGUCAUCCAAAUAUGGGUGGGCCAAUGCAGAGAAUGACUCCUCCAAGAGGAAUGGUGCCCUUAGGACCACAGUCUGACCCUUGGUUAUCAUUACAGAACUAUGGAGGUGCAAUGAGACCCCCACUGAAUGCUUUAGGUGGCCCUGGAAUGCCUGGAAUGAACAUGGGCCCAGGUGGUGGUAGACCUUGGCCAAACCCAACAAAUGCCAAUUCAAUACCAUACUCCUCAGCAUCUCCUGGGAAUUAUGUAGGUCCUCCUGGAGGUGGAGGGCCACCAGGAACACCCAUCAUGCCUAGUCCAGCAGAUUCAACCAACUCUGGAGACAACAUGUAUACUUUAAUGAAUGCAGUACCUCCAGGACCUAACAGGCCUAAUUUUCCAAUGGGCCCUGGGUCAGAUGGCCCUAUGGGUGGAUUAGGAGGAAUGGAGUCACAUCACAUGAAUGGCUCUUUAGGCUCAGGAGAUAUGGACAGUAUUUCCAAGAAUUCUCCCAAUAAUAUGAGCCUGAGUAAUCAGCCGGGCACUCCAAGGGAUGAUGGUGAAAUGGGGGGAAAUUUCUUAAAUCCUUUUCAGAGUGAGAGUUACUCCCCUAGCAUGACAAUGAGUGUGUGAUCCAUUACCAAGUCUCCUCAUGGAAACCACAGUGAGUCAGCCCUUCACAGAACUACUACGGAAGAAAAUUAUUCAUCACAGUGUACAGUUAAACAAAGGAAUCUCAGUCACACCAAACCAACCUUUUUAUUUCCUGCUCUCUCCCCUAUUUUGUGAAGAAAGCGGGUCCAAACGUGAUUCGAACAACUGUACGGAGCGGCGCAUUAGAAUUGCCCUCAACUGAACUGCAAAUGAUUAUCUGUGUAUGUAUAUGUGUGGGAAAGAGAAUGUAUUGUAUGUGUGUAUGUUACAUGGACACACGCACAUGCAUACAUUGACCCACAGGACAUUGUAAAAUAACUAUCACAUGACAUCUUACGUAGAAAUGAGUAGGGACUUUUAUUCCAUCCUUUUUUUCACGUUUACAUUUUAAUUAUUAAAAGUUGCUCCUGCCCCUCCCUGAACUAUUUUGUGCUGUGUAUAUCACUGCUUUAUAUAAGUUAUUUUUUAAGGUGAACUCAGAUGUUAUGGUUUUGUAAAUGUCUGCAAUCAUGGAUAGGAAUAAAAUCGCUUAUUUGAGAGCUUUCAUUAAAUCGCGUGUGAUGCAAGUUAUCCUGUGAAUGACAACGUGUACUAAGAAAAGAAGUGUGUCUUCAUCUUUAUGUCAAAUCAAACAAU